CACACUGAAUCGAAUGAGGGAGAAUCCAGCAUUUAAAGAAUUGUUGAAGGAAUUGGAAUCUAGUACCACCUGCCAGUUUUUAACUCUUUAUUCGUUUCUAAUGUUACCAAUGCAGAGGAUAACGAGAUGGCCACUUUUAUUAGACGCCAUUUUGAAAAGACUUUCAGAAACUGAUCCUGAGUAUCUCACGUGCCAAUUCGCAUUAGCAAGUUUGAAUGAAAUAGUGGGACAAUGUAACGAUGCAGCUAGAAAAAAGGAGCAAGAAAUUGAACUGAAACGGAUAUCUCAUUCACUUGACUUCGCUAAAGCACUACCUGCUAUAGACAUUCAAAAGCCUGAAAGGUGGCUGAUAAAAUCAGGACAAGUUACUUCUUUCCAACCAAGAAAUGGAGAUACACAAAUGACUCUGGGAAAGAGGUUCAACAAGGUUCCUCUGCAUUUGUUUUUGUUUAAUGACCUGUUUAUCGUAACGAAGAAAAAAAGUGAUGAAUCUUACUCGGUGAUACACUACUGCCCUAGAAAUAUGAUAGAACUUCGCAGAGUUGACACGUUCCCAACAAUAUUGAAGAAGGAAGCACAAGAUAAAAGGAACAACUUCAUUUAUUUGUCCAUAUUGGAAAAUCAGGAAGGAAAAAUCAUCGAAUUGCUUCUCUCCAGCAGCACGGAAAGUGACAAAGAGCGAUGGAUCGAGGCUUUCAGCCCUCCGCAGUCGGAAAAUCCUGACGAGACCGUAUACGAAUGCUGGGACUGCCCCCAAAUGAAGGCGCUGCACAAUUACAAUGCCUGUCAGCCUGAUGAAUUAUCCUUGUCUAAAGGAGACGUCAUUAAUGUUCUACGGAAAAUGAACGAUGGUUGGUACCACGGCGAAAGACUGAGAGAUGGACAAAUGGGGUGGUUUCCAGCUAACUAUACAACUGAAAUAAUCAAUCCACAUGUACGAGCUAGAAAUCUGCGUCAGAGAUAUAGGCUUCUGACAUUUUCAGAAAAUUACUUGAAUUCCUCAUGAGAUAUUCCCAGUUCUCAUUAUAUACCCACGAGAAGUAUUUUUAUAAAGUUGUUUUGUAUUUAUCUUGUUAUGUAAUAAAUUGCUAAAACUGUU
Molecule: messenger RNA, 1099 nt
Organism: Leptinotarsa decemlineata (Colorado potato beetle)
Lineage: Eukaryota; Metazoa; Arthropoda; Insecta; Coleoptera; Chrysomelidae
Gene: Exn
Product: Ephexin
Biological process (GO): activation of GTPase activity
Molecular function (GO): protein binding; guanyl-nucleotide exchange factor activity
Source: RefSeq, a predicted model, not a curated record